CUGCGCGGAGAAGGCAGGAGCCGUCCAGCAUCAACAAGGACAACCAUGGCCAAGGAGUGGGGCUACGCCAGCCACAAUGGUCCUGACCACUGGCCUGAACUUUACCCAUUUGCCAAGGGAGACAAGCAGUCACCCAUUGAGCUGCAUACCAAAGACAUCAACCAUGACCCUUCUCUGGGUCCCUGGACAGCAUCUUAUGACCCUGGCUCUGCCAAGACCAUUCUGAACAAUGGGAAGACCUGCAGGGUCGUGUUUGACGAUGUUUAUGAUAGGUCAAUGCUGAGAGGCGGCCCUCUCCAUGGGUCCUACCGGCUUCGCCAGUUUCAUCUUCACUGGGGCUCCUCUGAUGAUCACGGUUCUGAGCACAUCGUGGAUGGAGUCAAGUAUGCAGCAGAGCUGCAUUUGGUUCACUGGAAUCCAAAGUAUAACACUUAUGGAGGAGCGCUGAAGCAGCCUGAUGGAAUAGCUGUGGUUGGUGUUUUUCUGAAGAUAGGAUGUGAGAAAGGCGAGUUCCAGCUGUUUCUUGAUGCACUGGACAAAGUUAAGACAAAGGGUAAGGAGGCUCCCUUCACCAACUUCAACCCGUCCUGCCUAUUCCCCACCUGCCGGGACUACUGGACCUACCAGGGCUCCUUCACCACGCCGCCCUGUGAGGAGUGCAUCGUGUGGAUUUUGCUGAAGGAGCCCAUCACCGUGAGCUCCGACCAGAUGGCCAAGCUGCGGAGCAUCUACUCCAGUGCAGAGAACGAGCCCCCUGUGCCCCUGGUGGGGAACUGGCGUCCUCCACAGCCUAUCAAGGGGAGGAUAGUGAGAGCCUCCUUCAAAUGAGGCUGCUGGAGAAUGCCCUC
Trichechus manatus latirostris (Florida manatee) is the source of this 848-nucleotide messenger RNA. It is a transcript of the gene CA3, whose product is annotated as carbonic anhydrase 3. The transcript has 7 exons. The record is from RefSeq and is a predicted model, not a curated record. Gene Ontology annotation, molecular function: carbonate dehydratase activity; zinc ion binding. Lineage: Eukaryota; Metazoa; Chordata; Mammalia; Sirenia; Trichechidae. The coding region runs from base 46 to 828 and encodes 260 amino acids. Gene Ontology annotation, cellular component: cytosol.